This is a messenger RNA of Papaver somniferum (opium poppy), 695 nucleotides long. Its product is annotated as 2S albumin-like. The record is from RefSeq and is a predicted model, not a curated record. NCBI's taxonomy places the organism in Eukaryota, Viridiplantae, Streptophyta, Magnoliopsida, Ranunculales, Papaveraceae. Gene Ontology annotation, molecular function: nutrient reservoir activity. Bases 45 to 494 code for a protein of 149 amino acids. The transcript has a single exon.
UCUUUUAUUAUCACUAUUUUCAGAGAAGUUCAAAGAAAGAAACAAUGGCAAGGUUCAAUAUCACUACUUUCAUAGCAGUUCUUUUGGUUGCAGUAUUUGCCAUAGCUGCGGUGGAGGCAUCGAUUUACAGGACCACCGUUACCACCACUGAGAUCGAAGACAGCUCGGACAAUCAACAAUCACAGAGGUGUCAACGGCAAAUGCGCGGGAUGCGAAUGAAUAUGUGCCAACAGUAUCUACGACAAUCAUCGCAAAGAAAUGAUGAUAUUAUGAUGAUCGAGAGCAAUCCAACAAGGCAAGGACUACAAGACUGUUGUAGAGAAAUGAGGGGAGUGAGUGAGGAGUGCAGGUGUGAAGCUGUCAGACAAAUGGUGCAACAGAUGCAAGGACAGGCGUACCAGGGACAAAUGAUGCAGAAGGCUAGACAACUUCCUUCUAUGUGCGGAAUGAGGCCUCAGUAUUGCGAUAUCCGUGGACGAUAUGUCGAGUACUAGUAGAUUAGUACAAUUAGGCAUUAGCUACAUGCACAAGAAUGGAGCUAUUGACAAUAAAAGUGGUUUACUGCUUUUUUCCGCUGUUGCUUAGUUAGGAAUGCGCAUCAUCGUGUGUGUUUGCUUUGUUGUUUCUAGCUUCCCCUGUAAAAGGCACAAUCUCUUUAAAUAAAACUCAGGUAAAUGCUAAUUUUUAAUUUUAGU